AUGGACGUUGGUGUAGGGGACAUUAUCCAGGGUGCAAAGAUCGUCUGGGCAAUCUACACGAGCUUCAAAGACGGACCAGGAGGAGCGAAAUCUGACUUUGCUGCAUUCAAAACCGAGUUCAACCUCGUCCGAGCCACGCUGGAGAAACUGCAAGCCAUUGCGAAUAAGUAUCCCGGGGAAGACCUUGACCUUGGAGAUGGCUACCAGCAAACGAUUGCACAAUGCGCCAGCUUUAUCAAAAAACACAGAUCACUUACUAGAGACGUAGGGAGACGACGGAGCGUGCAGGAACGACUCUUGAGUGCCUGGGAUACGGUCUCCUGGCCUCUCGAGCGCGCGGAAGCUGAGCUGCUGAGGGCGCAUCUCGAAGGACACAUUCACUUCGCGACCCUCAAGCUUACCGCCAACAAUCGGGAUGACACAAGGCAGAUGAGAACGGAGCAUGUGGAGAUUCUCAAAGCAGUCAGGGCAAUGAGCGCACAGGUCUCUUUGAUUCUUCGACGUUGUGCCCCUGAUGAGUCUCCCGAUGCCCUCGAUGUCAAAUAUCUCUCUAGAACCCACCGUCGCCGUCUGGCCCACUUGCUCGAACCCAUCCCUGCCCUGAACGCCAUUCCCGAGAACGAUGUCAUCGCACAAUCCGAGAGCGACGCUGCAUUGCAGCGUAUCCAAGUGAUCACCGGCAGGCUAGAAUAUCUGGCCACUCGCUUGGAUACCAUCGGCAGACAGCUGACGCCGUCCCCAGAACGCAUCAGCCCACUCAGACGUUCAGACACAAGUGGCAGCAUCGGCAGCGACACCACCAUUAUCUCCCCCGUAGUCGAACUGCUGAACCAGAUAGGAGGCGAGGUACAAGAAGCACUGGACAAGGUUGGAUACGAGCAUGUCAUCGUCCCCAGUCGGCAGCAAACUGAUUCCAUCGGGAGAUCGACCAAGGCGCUCAACAACGCCGCAGAGGAUUGGGGUCUGUUCAAAGAGCGGUUGCAAUUCCGCAUCAUGCACCCUCUCGACGGGCCUUCUCCACGACUCGACUUUACUGUAGGGCAAUUGGACAUCGCCCCUGAACCGGACCCUCCUCCCAGGACGCCACGCGGCAUGUCGUCUCCUGAAGAAUGGCACUCUCCCCGACAACCAUCGCCAGCACGAGUCCCUGUGCGACCCGCCGGCUCAGCCAUUAUUGAGACAUGGCCGUUCGACUCCGACCCACCCCAUUCUCCAGUCUCGGUUGGUUCAACAUGGCGUCGUCGAUCCAGUAUCCCUUCCCAACUGCUCACUGAACACCCAGUGCAAGUUUUUUUUCCAGACCCAAACCGCAGGGGCAGCUAUGUGCAUCCGCCGGUAACCUGUUCCGUAACCGCGUUCCUCGAUCCCAGGUCCAGCAGGAGGGACGUGAUCGAGGGCAUCAACGCUGAAACUGGACUCAAGCUCGUCCACUCGCUCGAUCGCGAAAAUCCGUCGAAAAACGUCAAAGACUCCAUGAUGCCGUACCUGAUGUACAGUCGGCACUCAUCAGCUGCAUCGAAUCCGCUUUCCAUCGGCUUCAUGGGAUCACAUCAGAUCGAAAUAACGCAGGACGGGCGUGCGGACAUGCUUCAUGUCACACCAAUCUAUGUUUGCCACGAUAAGCAGGACUUUGACCGGUUCCAAAACACACUCCUCCGCCGCACCGUCCUCUUCAACGGAGAUAUCAAACUCAUCCAUUCGAGUACUCUGCCGGAAGGCCACUGCUCCCAGGAGACCGUCCGCGUUCUGCAGGAUCCAACCGGUGCCCUAUCCAUCCUUUACUUCGGAUCUCACCGUGGACCAUCCCAUUCACCUCGUUUCUUGGAUAUCCCAGUCUCCGACUUCUGUGCCCCCAAACGAGAAGGUAGAACCAAGAUCCGACUCCCGGUCUCCGGCACCCGAAGACACAGCUUCACAUCGGGUCUCUUACCACGCCGGAACUCGGUGGAGAGCACAGUCACCGCUACAUCGCAUGACUCCCGGACAUCCCGUGCCUCGGGAUCCUCGUCUUCAGGGUGCGAUGCGUGGUGGAAGAAGGAAAAGUGGAUUCAGUUUGACUUUGUGACGGAAGACGACUCCGAGGCGUUUGUCUCUGCCUUGAACCUGCAGCAAGCAUCCAUAUAG
Molecule: messenger RNA, 2124 nt
Organism: Aspergillus mulundensis
Lineage: Eukaryota; Fungi; Ascomycota; Eurotiomycetes; Eurotiales; Aspergillaceae
Exons: 6
Coding region: 1-2124 (707 amino acids)
Source: RefSeq, a predicted model, not a curated record